This is a messenger RNA of Rotaria sp. Silwood2, 1986 nucleotides long. NCBI's taxonomy places the organism in Eukaryota, Metazoa, Rotifera, Eurotatoria, Philodinida, Philodinidae. The record is from the annotation of a GenBank genome assembly.
AUGUUACCAAAUAUUUCAAUCCAUCAAUUAAUAAAUCAAAAUGAAAAUGAAUGGUUUACAUGUGCUGAUAUUAAUAGUAAGCAGGAAAUAGUCUGUGGAACAGAUCAAGGCCAUACAAAACUCAUUUCAGACAUAUGUUAUUAUGAUCCUAAUGGUUGUUAUAUUCUUUCGUGUUCAGCUGAUACAGAUAUUCGUUUAUGGCGUUCAUUUUCUUCGAAUUCUGUAACAAUUUAUCGUUCUCAUCUUUCACCUGUAUGGUGUUUAUCUGUACAUUACAAAUCCGAUCGUUUUGCAUCCGGUUCAAUGGAUAAAACAGUUCGUCUCUGGACACCAGACCGAUUAAAUAUUCUUCGGACAUUUAUCUAUCAUUCAGACGAUAUAAAUACAAUAACAUUUCAUCCAAAUGGAAAAUAUUUAGCAUCUGGUUCUAAUGAUGGUUUAAUUAUUUUAUGGGCUAUUGAACAAGCUCAACCAGCACGUAUUCUUAAAUCUUUAUCAAAUAUUGAACAAUUAACAUUUACAUCUGAUGGCAAUCAUCUUAUUUCAAUAAGUCAUAAUAAUGAACAAAAGUCAGAUAGAAUUAGCAUUUGGGAUAUACGUUCAGCUAAUGAAAAAUAUCUCAUUGAAAAUAUUCCUAGCCAUCGUCGUCUACUUAAAUCAUGUCAAAUACAAAACACACAUAAAUUUGUAACCGGUUUUAAUAAAUCAUUUUUAUUUUUUGAUAUCAAUAAUCAACAAGAAAAAAAUGAUAUUUUUCGUUCGGAAUUUUCUAAUGAAUAUAUUCAACGUUUAAUACAUUUUUCAUCCAAUGAACCAAAUAAAUUAAUAGCGAUAAUGACGACUAUUAGACAACGUCGAAAGCCUGUUAUACCUAUUGAAAUAGUUCGUGAUUUAGAUGCAUUUGUUAAAGUUGAAAAUGACUUUAAACAACCGACAACAACAGGAGGAACAAUUUCGAUUAUUACCAUUAUUGUUGUAAUUUGCUUAAGUAUUGUACACAUUGCUACAUUUCAAAGUAAUACACUUAAGUAUGAUUAUGAUGUCGAUUGGGAUCAUGACAGUAAACUUAAAAUUAAUAUUGAUAUGACUGUAGCCAUGAGUUGUUCAUUAAUUGGUUCAGACGUACUUGAUGUUACAAAUACAAAUCCAUUGGAAAGUGGAAAAUUAGACGAAGAAGACACAUGGUUUGAAUUAUCUCCUCGGCAACAAAGAGCAUUUAAUAGUCUACAAGCAGGUUCUAAAUUAAUACGGCAACAAUAUCAUGCUAUUCAUGAUUUACUUUGGUUAAGUGGUCAUACUAUUGAACAAUUACCUGAAAGAGAAGUAAAACUUGAUCGAAAACCGGAUGCAUGUCGACUUCAUGGUACAUUAGAAGUUAAUAAACUUGCGGGAAAUUUUCAUAUUAUUCUUGGAAAAUCAUUUUCCUUUUUUGGGGCACAUGCGCAUAUAAGUCCAAUGGGUGUACAGGCUUUGAAUUUUUCUCAUCGUAUUGAUCAUCUUUCAUUUGGUUUGCCAACACCUGGUCUUAUUCAACCAUUAAAUGGCGAUUUAAAAAUAGCAAAUACUGGUUCACAAAUAUUUCAAUAUUUUCUUGAAGUUGUACCAACUGUUGUUCAAACAAGUUAUUCAAAUGUUGAAACAUAUCAAUAUGCAGUAACAGAAAAGACAAGAACUAUUGAUCAUAAUAGUGGUAGUCAUGGCAUACCAGGCAUUUUUAUUCGAUAUGAAAUAAGCCCUUUAAAAAUAACUGUUAAAGAAAUUCUUCAAUCAUAUUGGUUAUUAUUAAUUGAAAUUGGUGGUAUUUUUGGUGGAGUUUUUGCUACAUCAGGAAUGAUUCAUAGUUUAAUUAGUAUAGUUUAUGAUGCAUUAUCUAAACAAUGUUCGAAUGCUCAAUUAAGAGAGGAUAUAAGAAAAAAAUCAACGAACGGAGAUCAGACAACAACAGUUGCUAUUGGCAUAACGCCUGAAUCAUCAUCUAUCAUGUGA